Molecule: messenger RNA, 555 nt
Organism: Nematolebias whitei (Rio pearlfish)
Lineage: Eukaryota; Metazoa; Chordata; Actinopteri; Cyprinodontiformes; Rivulidae
Product: dual specificity protein phosphatase 13-like
Exons: 3
Coding region: 1-549 (182 amino acids)
Biological process (GO): negative regulation of MAPK cascade; protein dephosphorylation
Cellular component (GO): cytoplasm
Molecular function (GO): MAP kinase phosphatase activity; protein tyrosine/serine/threonine phosphatase activity
Source: RefSeq, a predicted model, not a curated record
AUGAGGUCAGAGUGGGAGUCAAAGGAUCAGACACCACCCACCUGCGAUCUGCUCAGCCUUCUGCUGAAAAACAGGCGCCCCACUGGAGCUGUCAAUGAGGUUUGGCCCAACCUCUUCAUCGGAAAUGCGGCCACAGCUCGGGAUAAAACACUGUUAAAUAAUCUGGAAAUAACACAUGUAGUGAACGCUGCAGAUGGCCCACAGCACAUUGACACUGGGCCGCGCUUCUACAAAGACACCAACAUAGAGUAUCGUGGAAUCGAAGCACCAGACAGCAGAGACUUCGACUUGAGCCCAUUCUUCGUGGAGACAGCCGAUUUCAUCCAUGAAGCUCUGAGUCAGAAAGGUAAAGUUCUGGUUCACUGUGCUCGAGGAGUCAGCCGCUCUGCCACGCUUGUGCUGGCCUUCCUUAUGAUCAAAGAAAGACUUCCCCUCAUGGAGGCGGUGGAGACUGUUGGCAGGAGCAGAAACAUCCUCCCAAACGUUGGCUUUCUGAACCAGCUCUGUCACCUGGACUCAACUUUGGCUUCUGAAAGAAAAAGCACAUAAUAUCUG